UGAUCCAUGAACCUUAAGCACCUUUUCCUGAGGAAGUAGUCAUGUUGGAAGGUCUCGUAGCCUGGGUUCUCAAUACCUAUUUGGGGAAGUACGUCAAUAACCUGAACACUGACCAGCUUUCUGUUGCCCUUCUCAAAGGCUUAAUUGGGAAAGUGACCCUUCAGAUCCCCUUUUACCGCCCACAUGUGGACCCUUGGGUCAUCUCCAUCUCCAGCCUUCACUUAAUUGGAGCCCCUGAGAAAAUACAGGACUUCAAUGAUGAAAAGGAGAAGCUGUUGGAAAGGGAACGCAAGAAAGCACUGCUUCAAGCCUUGGAAGAGAAAUGGAAGAACGAACGCCAGCAGAAAGGGGAGUCCUACUGGUAUUCGGUGACGGCCUCGGUGGUUACGAGCAUUGUGGAAAACAUUGAAUUAAACAUUCAAGAUGUCCAUUUACGCUUUGAAGAUGGCAUGACCAAUCCUUCCCAUCCCUUUGCCUUUGGUGUGUGCAUUAAGAAUGUGUCCAUGCAGAAUGCUGUGAAUGAGCCUGUACAGAAAUUAAUGCGGAAAAAGCAAUUAGAUGUGGCAGAGUUCAGCAUCUACUGGGAUGUCGAUUGCACUUUAUUGGGGGAUUUGCCUCAGGCAGAGUUACAGGAGGCCAUGGCCAGGAGCAUGGAGAGUCGCAGUCACCAUUACGUCCUAGAGCCUGUGUGUGCAUCCGCCCUCUUGAAAAGAAACUGCUCCAAGGAGCCGCUGAGAUCCCGGCAUACUCCCCGAAUUGAAUGUGACAUUCAGUUAGAGACCAUUCCCUUGAAGCUAUCUCAGCUGCAGUACCGGCAAAUCAUGGAAUUCCUCAAGGAGCUGGAGCGGAAGGAGAGGCAGGUGACGUUCCGCAAGUGGAAACCCAAGGUGGCAGUUUCCAAGAACUGCCGAGAAUGGUGGUACUUUGCGCUGAAUGCUAAUUUGUAUGAGAUCAGAGAGCAGAGGAAGCGCUGCACCUGGGACUUCUUGUUGCACCGUGCCCGUGAUGCUGUAUUUUACACUGACAAAUAUUUCAACAAAUUAAAAGGUGGUGUUCUAUCUGCAGAUGACAAGGAAGAAAUCUGUCGGAUUGAGGAGGAACAGAGCUUUGAGGAAUUGAAGAUUCUUCGAGAACUGGUUCAUGAUCGAUUUUACAAGCAGGAAGAACUAGCAGAGAGUCUACGGGAGCCUCAGUUUGACUCUCCAGGAACCUCUCCUGGGGACCCUGAUGCCAGCGGAGGCAGUGGGAUGCUGCAAUACCUGCAGUCCUGGUUUCCUGGCUGGGGCGGCUGGUAUGGGCAGCAGAGCCCUGAGGGGAAAGCGGUGGAAGGACUGUCUGCUGAGCCCCAUGAGCAGUGGAUCCCGGAAGAGAUCCUGGGCACCGAGGAGUUUUUUGACCCUACUGCAGACGCCUCAUGUAUGAACACGUACACAAAGCGAGAUCACGUCUUUGCCAAACUGAAUUUACAACUGCAGCGUGGUACAGUGACUCUGUUACACAAGGAACAAGGAGCUCCUCAGGUGGACGAAAGCGCGUUCAUGCAGCUGGAGUUUUCAGAUGUAAAACUACUAGCAGAAUCUCUUCCUCGAAGAAAUUCCUCCUUGCUUUCAGUCCGGCUGGGUGGACUGUUCCUCCGAGACCUGGCCACGGAAGGAACCAUGUUUCCUCUUUUGGUCUUCCCUAAUCCGCAAAAAGAAGUUGGCAGAGUCUCACAGUCAUUUGGUCUCCAAACUACAUCUGCAGACAGAAGUGACCAAUACCCUGCUGCAGACCCGGACGACCCAGUUUUUGAGAUGCUGUAUGAGAGAAAUCCAGCACACAGUCAUUUUGAGAGGCGGUUAAAUGUCAGCACGAGGCCUCUGAACAUCAUCUACAAUCCGCAGGCUAUUAAAAAAGUAGCAGACUUUUUCUACAAGGGAAAGGUCCAUACCUCAGGUUUUGGUUAUCAGUCAGAACUUGAGUUGAGAGUGGCUGAAGCAGCUCGAAAACAGUAUAACAAGCUGAAGAUGCAGACCAAAGCGGAGAUCCGACAAACCUUGGACCGGUUGCUAGUGGGGGACUUCAUUGAGGAAAGCAAACGAUGGUCUGUGCGGCUAGAUAUUUCUGCCCCUCAGGUGAUAUUUCCUGAUGAUUUCAAGUUCAAGAAUCCUGUAUUAGUUGUUGUGGAUCUAGGAAGAAUGCUGUUGACCAAUAGCCAAGAUGACACCAGGAGGAAAAGUGGGGACAGGUCAGCCUCUGAGGACAAUCAGUUUAGUGAUGAUGAGUAUAAGACCCCUUUGGCCACACCUCCCAGUACUCCACCCCCGGAGACAAGCAGCAGUCACAGCAAGCAAACACCUCCCUUUUCUGGAGUGGAGUUCAGCGAGGAGCAGCUUCAGGCCCAUUUAAUGAGUACCAAGAUGUACGAGCGGUAUUCCUUGUCAUUUAUGGACCUCCAGAUCAUGGUGGGACGAGUGAAAGACAAUUGGAAGCAUGUCCAGGACAUUGAUGUGGGGCCCACCCACGUGGUAGAGAAAUUCAAUGUUCAUCUGCAGUUAGAGCGGAGGCUAAUUUAUACCUCAGACCCCAAAUACCCAGGGGCUGUGCUUUCAGGCAACUUGCCAGAUUUAAAAAUCCACAUCAAUGAAGAUAAGAUAUCUGCCCUAAAGAACUGUUUCGCUCUCCUCACCACACCAGAAAUGAAGACUUCGGACACUCAGAUCAAAGAGAAGAUUUUCCCCCAAGAAGGUCAGCGGGGAAGCCUGCAGGACUCAGUAAUGAACUUAACCCAGAGCAUUGUGAUGCUGGAGCAGCACACACGCGAGGUUCUAGUAGAGUCACAGCUCCUCCUGGCUGAAUUUAAAGUUAACUGUAUGCAGCUUGGUGUGGAGAGCAAUGGCCGCUACAUUUCUGUGCUCAAAGUGUUUGGUACCAAUGCUCACUUUGUGAAGAGGCCUUAUGAUGCUGAAGUCUCCCUCACUGUUCAUGGAUUGCUCCUGGUGGACACCAUGCAGACCUAUGGUGCUGAUUUUGACCUUUUGAUGGCUUCUCAUAAGAACUUGAGCUUUGAUAUUCCAACAGGAAGCCUGCGGGACAGCAGGGCCCAGUCUCCUGUCUCUGGACCUCACAUGGUUACUGAUAUGGCCUCUGUGAAUGACCGAUCAGCAACAAGUGUUUCCCUGGAAAAGAUCCUCACCAAAGAGCAAGAGUCCCUCAUUAAGCUGGAGUAUCAGUUUGUGAGUUCCGAGUGCCCGUCCAUGAGCUUAGAUAGCACGCUUCAAGUGGUUUCUCUGCAGGUGAACAACUUGGAUAUUAUCUUAAAUCCAGAGACAAUUGUGGAGUUGAUUGGUUUCCUUCAAAAAUCCUUCCCCAAGGAGAAAGAUGAUUUGAGUCCUCAGCCUUUAAUGACUGAUUUAGAAAGAAGCUUUAGUGAGCAAGGAACUUACCAGUCUACCUAUGAACAGAACACGGAGGUUGCGGUGGAAAUCCACAGGCUUAACCUGCUGCUCCUUCGGACAGUGGGAAUGGCAAAUGGGGACAAACAUGGCCGGAAAAUUGCCACGGCGAGCAUAGGUGGCACCAAGGUUAACGUGUCAAUGGGCAGCACGUUCGAUGUGAAUGGCUCCUUAGGCUGUUUGCAGCUUAUGGACCUGACACAAGAGAAUGUUAAGAACCAGUAUGUUGUCAGCAUUGGGAAUUCUGUGGGCUACGAAAAUAUCAUCAGUGACAUCGGCUACUUUGAAUCUGUGUUUGUUAGAGCGGAAGAUGCAGCCCUGACUGAAGCUUUGAGUUUCACGUUUGUUGAGAAAUCCAAGCAGGAAUGUUUUCUCAACCUGAAGAUGGCUUCCUUGCAUUACAACCAUUCUGCCAAGUUCUUAAAGGAGUUGACAUUAUCCAUGGAUGAACUGGAAGAAAAUUUUCGAAGUAUGCUGAAAAGUGCGGCCACCAAAGUCACCACCGUCUUAGCUACCAAGACAGCUGAGUAUAGCGAGAUGGUGUCCCUCUUUGAAAUGCCAAGAAAGACCCGGGAGCCCUUUUUCCUGGAGGAGGACGAGGCGCACGGGUUUGGCUUUGCUUCGCCUCACUCGGACACAGUGAAGCUUAUCUUGAACAUCAACAUUGAGUCGCCAGUUGUCUCCAUUCCCCGGAAGCCUGGGAGCCCUGAGUUAUUGGUGGGACACCUAGGACAGAUAUUCAUCCAGAAUUUUGUGGCUGGUGAUGAUGAAUCCAGAAGUGACCGUUUGCAGGUGGAGAUCAAAGACAUUAAGUUAUAUUCUUUAAAUUGUACCCAGUUGGCCAGCAGAGAUGGUGCUGGAUCAGAAGUCAAUCGGACAUGUUGCCUGCCCUCUGGGUGCGCCAGUGCUAACAGCCAGGAGGAAGCAUAUUUCACCAGACAUGAUUUUUUUGAAUCUUUGCAUAGAGGUCAAGCUUUUCACAUCUUGAAUAAUACUACCAUUCAGUUUAAACUGGAGAAGAUCCCCAUAGAGAGAGAAUCUGAGUUGACUUUCUCCCUUAGUCCAGAUGACCUGGAAACCUCUAGCAUCAUGAAGAUUGAAGGAAAAUUUGUCAAUCCGGUUCAGGUUGUGUUAGCCAAGCACGUGUAUGAGCAGGUCUUGCAGACGCUGGACAACCUCGUGUACAGUGAAGAUCUGAAUAAAUUUCCAGCCAGUGCUCCCUCCUCCCCUUGCCCUACUUCUCCCCUACCUGUCCUUAGUACCUGUGGAGAACCUGUUGCCGACAGGAAGGAGAAUGGGCUGUUCAGCCACUCCAGCCUUUCUAGUGCCUCCCAGAAGUCCUUGUCUGUGAAGGAAGCCAAGGCCUUCACUCAGAUUCAAGCCAACUUCUGUAUCUCAGAACUCCAGGUACAGCUGAGUGCAGAUCUGACUUUGGGAGCCCAAGGUCUUGUGAGCUUAAAGUUUCAGGAUUUUGAGGUGGAGUUCAGUAAAGACCACCCUCAGACCUUAUCCAUUCAGAUUGCUCUGCGUUCUCUUCUGAUGGAAGACUUACUGGAGAAGAAUCCAGACUCCAAAUAUAAGAACCUGAUGGUAUCUCGAGGGGCUCCUAAGCCAUCAAGCCUAGCACAGAAAGAGUAUCUCUCUCAGUCCUGCCCCUCCGUAUCCAAUGUGGAGUAUCCUGACAUGCCUCGGUCUCUGCCUUCCCACAUGGAGGAAGCGCCAAAUGUCUUCCAGUUGUACCAGAGACCCACCUCCGUGUCCCGGAAGACACAGAAGGAAGUCAAAGACAAGGAGUGUCCCUUAACUCCUCCUCCCUCCCCCACAGUAGAUGGACCCAAGGGGCAUGUGGGGAAGAGUCAGUUUGAUGAUUCCUUGGUCCACAUCAACAUAUUCCUGGUGGAUAAGAAACAUCCGGAAUUCUCUUCCAUUUACAAUCGAGUUAACCGGAGCAUUGAUGUUGAUUUUAACUGCUUGGAUGUGCUGAUCACCUUGCAGACCUGGGUGGUGAUACUGGAUUUUUUUGGGAUUGGCUCCACUGCAGACAACCAUGCAAUGAAGGUGCCACCUGAGGGCCUUGUACAAAAUGUAAAGUCAGAAUCCAGUGCUGUAAUGGAGUCUGAACUUCAGGACCCUAUCAACACCAAGCUGGAUCUCAAGGUUCAUUCACUCUCCCUUGUGCUCAAUAAGACCACCAGCGAGCUUGCUAAAGCAAAUGUUUCCAAAUUAGUAGCACACCUGGAAAUGAUUGAGGGAGACCUGGCCUUGCAGGGCAGCAUCGGGAGUCUGUCUCUGAGCGACCUAACCUCCCAUGGAGAGUUCUACAGAGAACGGUUCACCACCAGUGGAGAAGAAGCACUCAUCUUCCAGAUUUUUAAAUAUGGACAAGCUGACCCUCUUCUCCGGAGAGAGCAUGACAUUCGUGUGAGCCUGCAGAUGGCCUCGGUGCAGUACGUGCACACCCAGCGCUUCCAGGCUGAGGUAGUGGCCUUCAUUCAGCACUUCACCCAGCUGCAGGAUGUCUUGGGGCGCCAGCGAGCUGCCAUUGAGGGCCAGACGGUGAGAGACCAGGCUCAGCGUUGUUCUCGGGUUCUCCUGGAUAUUGAGGCUGGUGCUCCUGUCCUCCUCAUCCCAGAAAGUUCCAGAUCAAAUAAUCUAAUUGUAGCAAAUUUGGGGAAGCUGAAAGUGAAGAACAAGUUUCUCUUUGCUGGUUCUCCUGGGACAUUUUCCCUGCAAGACAAGGAAUCUGUGCCUUCAUCCUCCCCAACGGGUACACCCAAACACAGUAUGAGGAAAACCACAAGCACAGAGGACCCCAAGGCACCCCAGUCACCAGGGCUGUUUAUGACGCCUCCUGCUGGAAUGGGUCUGGGCAGCUUGAAGAGUGAAUGUAUGCCCAGCGGCUCCACCAAGCAGCCAGCACAGCCAGUCACACCAUUUGUUGGCCAGGGUUCCAGUAGUACAGAAGACCAUGUUUGCCUGCUGGACUGCAUUGUUGUGGAUCUACAGGACAUGGAUAUCUUUGCUGCAGAGAGAUGUCCACGCGAGUACUCAAAGGCCUCAGAGGACAGUAGUGGAGAUCUGGUCUUCCCUUCCUAUUUUGUGCGACAGACAGGAGGAAGCCUCUUAACUGAGCCCUGUAGACUGAAGUUGCAGGUGGAAAGAAAUCUGGACAAAGAAAUAAGCCAUGGUGUUCCAGACAUAUCUAUCCAUGGCAAUCUCUCCUCAGUCCACUGCUCCUUGGAUCUGUACAAAUACAAGCUGAUUCGAGGCUUACUGGAGAACAACCUUGGCGAGCCCAUAGAGGAGUUUAUGCGACCUUACGAUUUACAAGAUCCAAGAAUUCAUACUGUUCUGAGUGGAGAAGUGUACACGUGCAUGUGCUUCCUCAUUGAUAUGGUAAAUGUAAGCCUGGAGCUCAAAGAUCCAAAAGGAAAAGAAGGUGCUGGAUCCCUAGCCAGAUUUGAUUUCAAGAAAUGUAAACUGCUCUAUGAAAGUUUUUCCAACCAAACUAAGUCCAUUAACUUGGUUUCCCAUUCCAUGAUGGCCUUUGACACCCGCUGUGCUGGGCAGAAGACAAGCCCAGGCACCACCAAUGUGUUCAGCUGUAUCUUUCAGCCUUCCAAGAACAGCAGCACCAGCCAGGGGUCCAUUCAGAUUGAGCUUCAUUUCAGAUCUACAAAGGAUUCCUCCUGUUUCACAGUAGUUCUCAACAAUCUCCGUGUUUUUCUCAUAUUUGACUGGCUAUUGUUGGUCCAUGAUUUUCUCUACACACCCAGUGACAUUAAGAAACAAAAUGUUACUCCUUCUCGGCAUCGAAACUCCAGCAGCGAAUCCGUUGUAGUUCCCAAAACUGUUAAGAGUGGAGUAGUUACUAAGCGGUCUUCCCUUACUGUGUCCAGUGAGAGGCAUCUGGAGGUCAAGGUCAAUGUAACAGGUACAGAGUUUGUGGUUGUUGAAGAUGUGUCCUGCUUUGAUACCAACGCCAUUAUUCUGAAAGGCACCACGGUGCUUACUUAUAAGCCCCGCUUUGUCGACCGCCCCUUUUCUGGAAGUUUGUUUGGUAUUGAGGUGUUCUCAUGCCGACUAGGGAAUGAGCAGGAUACGGCUCUUUCAAUUGUUGAUCCAGUACAAAUCCAGGUGGAGCUGGUGGGGAAUUCUUCUUAUCAGAACAGUUCUGGAUUGAUGGAUGCCUUCAAUAGUGAGGAUUUCCCACCUGUUCUAGAGAUUCAGUUGCAAGCCCUAGACAUCAGGCUGUCCUAUAAUGAUGUACAGCUGUUUCUGGCCAUUGCAAAAUCUAUCCCAGAGCAAGCAAGUGCAGCAGUGCCGGACUCCACAGCCUUGGAGGCUGACUCUGGUAGAGAUUACCCUCCAGGGACAUCUCGAGGUGGAGAGGAAGCCAGAGAAGGGAGAAGACACACCUUAGAUCCUGUCCUGGAGUUACAGCUGGCUAGACUUCAGGAGCUGGGGUUCAGCAUGGAUGAUUGCCGCAAGGCCCUUUUGGUUUGCCAAGGCCAACUGAAAAAGGCAGCAAGUUGGUUGUUCAAGAAUGCGGAGCCUCUGAAGUCUCUUUCCCUGACCUCUAGCAGCCAAGAUAGUCUGGGAGCUGUGCCGGCCCCACGUAUAUCUGGAGUGGAGAUCAAAGCAGAGAGUGUGUGCAUCUGCCUCAUUGAUGACUGCAUGGACUGCGAUGUGCCUCUUGCUGAGCUGACUUUCUCCCGUCUGAAUUUUCUUCAGCAUGUGAGGACCAGCCCCGAAGGCUACGCCCAUUUCACACUUUCUGGGGAUUAUUAUAACCGUGCUCUGUCAGGCUGGGAGCCAUUUAUCGAGCCAUGGCCAUGCUCUGUAUCCUGGCAACAGCAGGCAGCUAGUCGUCUCCAUCCCCGGCGACUAAAGUUGGAGGCCAAAGCCAAACCCCGUUUGGAUAUCAAUAUCACUUCUGUACUGAUUGACCAGUAUAUAAGUACCAAGGAAUCAUGGAUGGCAGAUUACUGUAAAGAAGAUAAAGAAAUGGAUUCUACUAAGUCAGAAGACUGGAUGGGCUCUUCAGUAGAUCCUCCAUGCUUUGGACAAAGCCUUCCCCUUGUCUACCUUAGAACUAGGAGUACAGCCAGUCUGACUAACCUAGAGCACCAGAUCUAUGCUAGAGCAGAGGUGAAAACCCCCAAGCGCCGGCAGCCAUUUGUCCCCUUUGCUCUGAGGAACCAUACGGGCUGUACGCUGUGGUUUGCCACGCUGACUACCACACCCACCAGGGCAGCACUGUCUCACAGUGGGAGUCCAGGGAUGGUUCCAGAAGGGAAUGGAGCAUUUCUGGAUGAUACACACAAUGUUAGUGAGUGGCGAGAAGUCCUUACUGGCGAAGAGAUUCCUUUUGAAUUUGAAGCGAGAGGGAAGUUACGACAUAGACACACCCAUGACCUACGGAUCCAUCAGCUGCAAGUGAGAGUAAAUGGCUGGGAGCAAGUAAGCCCAGUGUCUGUGGACAAAGUAGGAACCUUCUUCCGAUAUGCAGCACCAGAUAAAAAUUCAUCUUCUUCUACAAUUGGCAGCCCAAGCAGCAGAACAAAUAUUAUACAUCCACAGGUUUAUUUCUCUGCCCUCCCACCUGUCCGAGUAGUCUUUGCUGUGACUAUGGAAGGCAGUGCUCGGAAAGUGAUCACUGUCCGGUCAGCCCUCAUUGUGAGGAACAGAUUGGAAACACCGAUGGAACUACGACUAGAUAGCCCAUCAGCCCCAGACAAGCCAGUGGUGCUUCCUGCCAUCAUGCCAGGGGAUGCAUUCGCCGUGCCUUUACACCUCACCUCUUGGCGGCUACAGGCCCGGCCCAAAGGAUUUGGUGUGUUCUUCUGUAAAACUCCAAUACAUUGGACCAAUGUAGUGAAGCCAACAGAGGUUAGUAGCAGCAAACGAGAGUGCCACUCGAUGGACACAGAAAAAAGCCGAUUCUUCAGGUUUUGUGUGGCUAUCAAGAAAGAAAAUUAUCCAGAUUAUAUGCCCUCCAACAUAUUUUCUGACAGUGCCAAACAGAUUUUCAGACAGCCUGGGCAUACCAUUUAUCUCCUGCCAACUGUGGUAAUAUGCAACUUGUUGCCUUGUGAACUGGACUUUUAUGUGAAAGGAAUGCCCAUUAAUGGGACUUUAAAACCUGGCAAAGAGGUAGCCCUUCAUACAGCAGAUACAUCCCAGAACAUUGAACUAGGGGUGUCACUGGAGAACUUUCCCCUCUGUAAAGAAUUGCUCAUUCCCCCUGGGACCCAAAACUAUAUGGUAAGAAUGCGACUCUAUGACAUCGGCCGGCGGCAGUUGAACCUUACCAUCCGGAUCGUGUGUCGAGCAGAAGGGUCCUUAAAGAUCUUCAUUUCUGCCCCGUAUUGGCUCAUUAACAAAACAGGGUUACCACUGAUCUUCAGACAGGACAAUGCAAAGACAGAUGCUGCAGGCCAGUUUGAGGAACAUGAGUUGGCCCGGAGCCUGAGUCCUCUCUUAUUCUGCUAUGCUGAUAAAGAACAGCCAAACCUCUGCACGAUGAGAAUCGGAAAGGGGAUUCAUCCAGAAGGCAUGCCUGGCUGGUGUCAGGGCUUCUCCCUGGAUGGUGGUAGUGGUGUCCGAGCUUUGAAAGUCAUCCAGCAAGGAAACCGCCCAGGGCUGAUCUAUAAUAUUGGUAUUGAUGUUAAGAAAGGCCGAGGCCGAUAUAUCGAUACCUGUAUGGUCAUCUUUGCGCCCCGUUACCUGUUAGACAACAAGUCAUCUCACAAGCUCGCAUUUGCACAAAGGGAAUUUGCCAGGGGACAGGGAACAGCCAAUCCCGAGGGUUACAUUUCCACCCUUCCUGGUUCCAGUGUGGUGUUCCAUUGGCCUCGCAAUGACUAUGAUCAGCUAUUAUGUGUCAGGUUGAUGGAUGUUCCCAAUUGUAUUUGGUCUGGAGGCUUUGAAGUCAACAAGAAUAAUUCCUUCCAUAUCAACAUGAGGGAUACCCUGGGAAAAUGCUUCUUCCUACGAGUGGAAAUCACCCUGAGAGGAGCUACAUACAGGAUCUCCUUUAGUGACACCGACCAAUUACCUCCUCCUUUCCGCAUUGACAACUUUUCUAAGGUCCCUGUUGUCUUCACUCAGCAUGGUGUAGUGGAACCCAGGCUGCGGACUGAAGUAAAGCCCAUGACAUCGCUGGAUUAUGCCUGGGACGAGCCCACCCUGCCAGCCUUCAUCACUCUGACUGUGAAAGGGGCUGGCUCCUCUGAGAUCAGCUGCAAUAUGAAUGAUUUCCAGGAUAACCGGCAGCUCUAUUACGAAAAUUUCAUUUACAUUGCUGCUACAUACACAUUUUCAGGGUAUGAGCCACUGAUGCUACGUAAGCCAGAUCGCAGGCGAAGCACCACCCAGACAUGGAAUUUCCGAGAAGGAAAACUGACCUGUGGCCUGCAUGGCUUGGUGGUCCAGACCAAAGGGGGACUUUCUGGAUUGUUUGAUGGAGCUGAAGUCGUUCUUGGUCCUGACACAUCUAUGGAGCUUUUGGGACCAGUUCCACCCGAACAACAAUUUAUUAACCAAAAAAUGAGGCCUGGUUCUGGCAUGUUAUCCAUCAAAGUCAUUCCGGAUGGACCGACAAGAGCACUCCAGAUAACAGAUUUCUGCCAGUGGAAAAGUGACCAGUCAUCAUAUGAAGUGGAUGAACUACCUGUUACUGAACAAGAGCUACAGAAACUAAGGAGUUCAGAGACAGAGCAGGAAUUGGAAGUGCUUGUGAAAUUAGAAGGUGGAAUUGGCCUAUCCUUAAUUAAUAAAGUACCUGAAGAGCUGGUCUUUGCGAGUCUUACAGGAAUCAAUGUUCACUACACCCAGCUGGCAACCAGCCACAUGCUUGAACUCAGCAUUGAGGAUGUACAGGUGGAUAACCAGCUCAUUGGUACCACUCAGCCCUUCAUGCUCUAUGUGACCCCCCUGAGCAAUGAGAACGAGGUCAUUGAGACCGGCCCAGCUGUGCAGGUGAAUGCAGUGAAGUUCCCCAGCAAGAGUGCACUGACCAACAUCUACAAGCAUCUGAUGGUCACAGCUCAGAGAUUCACAGUGCAGAUUGAGGAGAAACUGCUGCUGAAGCUGCUGAGUUUCUUUGGCUACGAUCAGGCAGAGUCAGAGGUGGAAAAAUAUGAUGAAAACCUCCAUGAAAAGACAGUUGAGCAGAGUGGAACACCAACUCGAUACUACUUUGAAAAUCUCAAGAUCAGCAUUCCCCAGAUCAAACUGAGUGUGUUUACCUCCAACAAGCUGCCACUGGAUCUUAAGGCCUUAAAAAGCACGUUGGGAUUCCCAUUAAUUCGAUUUGAAGAUGCUGUAAUUAAUCUGGACCCAUUCACUCGGGUCCAUCCCUAUGAGACCAAGGAGUUCAUCAUCAAUGACAUCCUCAAACAUUUCCAGGAGGAGCUCCUCGGCCAGGCAGCUCGAAUCCUGGGAUCAGUAGAUUUUCUUGGCAACCCCAUGGGGCUUCUGAAUGAUGUUUCUGAAGGGGUUACUGGCCUGAUAAAGUAUGGAAAUGUUGGAGGCCUUAUCAGAAAUGUUACACAUGGGGUAUCAAACUCGGCUGCCAAGUUUGCAGGGACAUUGUCAGAUGGCUUGGGGAAGACUAUGGACAACCGUCAUCAGUCAGAGCGGGAAUACAUCAGAUACCACGCAGCAACGAGUGGGGAGCACCUUGUAGCUGGCAUCCAUGGCCUGGCUCAUGGUAUCAUUGGUGGACUGACGAGUGUUAUAACCUCAACAGUGGAAGGCGUGAAAACAGAAGGGGGUGUCAGCGGCUUCAUAUCUGGCCUCGGGAAAGGACUGGUUGGCACUGUGACCAAGCCAGUGGCAGGUGCCCUGGACUUCGCUUCUGAGACAGCGCAGGCAGUAAGAGACACAGCCACACUCAGUGGCCCCAGGACCCAAGCACAGAGGGUUCGGAAACCACGCUGCUGCACAGGACCCCAGGGGCUGCUUCCUCGCUACUCUGAGAGCCAGGCAGAAGGACAGGAACAACUCUUCAAACUGACAGACAACAUACAGGAUGAGUUCUUCAUAGCCGUGGAAAACAUCGACAGCUACUGUGUGCUCAUCUCCUCCAAAGCCGUAUACUUCCUGAAGAGUGGCGACUAUGUGGACAGAGAGGCCAUUUUCCUUGAGGUCAAAUACGAUGACCUCUACCACUGCCUCGUCUCCAAAGAUCAUGGGAAGGUGUAUGUGCAGGUGACCAAGAAAGCGGCGAGCACCAGCAGUGGUGUGUCCAUCCCAGGCCCAUCCCACCAGAAGCCAAUGGUCCAUGUGAAAUCUGAGGUCCUUGCUGUCAAGCUGUCACAAGAAAUAAACUAUGCAAAGAGCCUUUACUAUGAGCAGCAACUAAUGUUAAGACUCAAUGAAAAUCAAGAGCAGUUGGAACUGGACUCCUGAGAACGGCCAGCCAGGGAGAGGUGCUCCAGAGAGAGCCCAGACCACCGAGGCCAGUGCCCAGACUCGUGGCCCGAAUGGGAGGGGGCCAGAAGAAGGUUUGAGGGAAGAUGUCACUUGGGAAAGGAAAUCCUCACGGGGAAAGCUUCUAAUGCAAACGCAAAUGGUAUUCACGUGUGGGCUGGGAAGUACUCCAGAUUAUGGGGGAAUCAUUUUUAAAAGGUAUCAGUUGAAUAACGUACAAGGAAAACAUACUGAGAGGAGUCUCAUUUUAGAUUAUCCCUGUUGACAUGUAAAUAUGUACAACUGUGUGUAAAUACAAGCUUCUGAGCAGGGUUGUGAUGUGCGUGAAGGUUUGUUACCUGUAAAGUAAUAUAAAAUUAUACUGGAUCUUCUAUUGCACUAACUAUAUGCCAUUCAGGAUACUCUGUAGAAAGAGGUUCAUAAAAGUUAAAGAGUGCCAUGUCUACGUUUUGCAAACACAGGAAGGGGGUCAGGUGAGCUCUAAGUGUGCUAGGGACCCUGUAUAGCAGCCGCUGGUCACACAGGUGGGAGCCCCACCCCAAGGAUGGAAGACUGCACAACGUCUUGGUCCCCAUCUUGUUCCCGCCUUACAGAUAGCACUUCAGCUACACGUGGUUUUUUUAAUCUCAACAUGCACUUGCUUUCCCCUGACUUGGAGAUGAAGUUGUCUUCUGGCUCCGUACAUGCACGCGCCCACGUACUGUCAGCAUUACCUAGUUUUCUCGUGCCGUUAUCAGAGAUCAUCAAAACACUGGCCAGCUCUGUUGACAUAGAAGGAAAAGAAAGCCCAUUUCUUUGAACUCUUUGUCAGACAAUCAGAAGUCCUGGGUGGGAAGUAAGGCCCUCCUUCCCAGGCACCAGCGAUGGGAGGUGCUCCAUCUUGUUCUUUUUAUGGAAAACAUGAGCUGGCAUUACAACACAUGUCCUGGGAACACAGGAAUGAUGGUACCAGGACAGGGAGAAGGAGGAAGAGAGUUUGGGAAAAGGAAGUGAAGCCUGAGUGUUCCUCCCAGAAGCAGGAUUGAAGGCUGGUGUGGGUGCCUAUUCUUUCCUGUCUUGUUCUCUGCACCUCCCUUUUCUGGAAGGAAUAAGCUAAUGAAAGGUGGGGGGGGGUCUCACUCUGAAUGACUCUCCUUGUGAUUUUAGAACUUUUAUUUUAAUAAAGCCAACCUAUUUCUACAACCUUGUCACAUGUAGCUGAGAUGGAGGUGACCCCAUGGAUAUGUGGAAGGUUUUGGUGAUUAUAUCUCAUGACCCAAUCCUUUCACAACACAAAUGAAGCUCAUCAGGCUGUCUCUCCUGCUGUCUGUGUGUGUGUGUGUGUGUCUGUCUGUCUGUCUGUGUGUUGGGAAGGAGGACGGGAGGAGAAGAGAGAAGGAAGGUAGGUAGGAAGAAAACAUCUGUAUGAGUGCUGUAACCAAAUAAUAUUUUCAAGGAACAUCCACCUUGAGCUCUGCAGCUUGAGGGCCUGCCUGAAUGGAGUGAGUGGCUCGCACUGCUGGAGCGUGGCUCUGUGUCGGGCAGGUCUUUGGUGGGUUGGCGCCUGCUUGCUGGGUCGUCAGUGUGAUGGUAUCAGCGCUCACGCUUGCUCUUCCAUCAGCCGCCUCACAGCCUGGGUCCCUGCACCCACAGCUGCCUUGUGGGUUUUGUCAUCAGUAACUCACUGCCAGAGGCCACGUCGCACAGAGGCUCUCCGAGAGGUCGAGUGCACACAGCCCAGAGCCCUGUAUUCCCGGCUGGGGAAGGAACUGCUGUUACUAAGAGGAGUCUGCUCAGGUUCUCAGCUUGACUGCAGGAAGGUAGCUGGGGUCACCCCACAGCUGGUGCUUCCGGAGAACGGGUCCCUCCUCCUGCUCCUUUCUCCUGAAAUCAGCUCUUUAAAUAGCAGCCCUCCCGCUAUGGUGGCACAGCCGCUGCUCUGACAUCUGUGCCUUAGAAAGGGCACAGGGGCCCAAAGACUAGAUGGCUGGGACUGCAGGGCUGAGAGCACCCGCCAUGAGCUGCCCAAGCCCUCCUCCCUCCCCUGCAGCCCUGGGCCAGGCCCCAGGAAGAGUCUAGGGGCUUUUACCAUCGCUUCCUGGUUUGUCAGGACAGAACUGAAAGAUCUGGACCAGUCAGUCAGGCCUUGUGCUGGCUCUUCGAACAUCCCAUGGCUUCUGAAACUGGCAUUUAGCUGGUGAUGUUUGAGACUUGGCUAAGACAGUUCUACCAACUUCCCUGCUGCCCCCCCACCACACACACACCUUUCUCCUGUGAGGAAAGCGCAGUGCAUGGAUGAUUUGAGGAGCCUUCAGUAGUCACCUUGUUCCUUGACCCCGAAGGGCCAGCCAGCAUCCCAGCCCCAACUGUCCUGUGCUUGGUUGGGGUACCUUUGGUGUUUAGAAGGCUCCUGGGCCACGUUGUUUUCAAAUGUCAUCUAUCUGUGCCUCAAAAAUCCAUAGUCGCUGCUUGAUGAACUGAAAAUAAACUACCUAGUUCUUCACUGUAUAACACUAUGAUGAUCACCAGUGUGUUCCGACUCUGUAAACCUGCUUCUCAAAUCAGAGUCACCACUUUUCUUCCUGUGGAAUAAAAUGUAUUGUUGACUUCUCA
Messenger RNA from Dipodomys ordii (Ord's kangaroo rat), 15464 nucleotides. RefSeq names its product vacuolar protein sorting 13 homolog D (S. cerevisiae) (gene Vps13d). Bases 42 to 12851 code for a protein of 4269 amino acids. Lineage: Eukaryota; Metazoa; Chordata; Mammalia; Rodentia; Heteromyidae. The record is from RefSeq and is a predicted model, not a curated record. Gene Ontology annotation, molecular function: protein binding. Gene Ontology annotation, biological process: protein targeting to vacuole; mitochondrion organization; protein retention in Golgi apparatus. The transcript has 66 exons. Gene Ontology annotation, cellular component: extrinsic component of membrane.